Molecule: messenger RNA, 963 nt
Organism: Aureococcus anophagefferens
Lineage: Eukaryota; Pelagophyceae; Pelagomonadales; Pelagomonadaceae
Exons: 4
Biological process (GO): signal transduction; peptidyl-serine phosphorylation
Cellular component (GO): cAMP-dependent protein kinase complex
Molecular function (GO): ATP binding; cAMP-dependent protein kinase activity
Source: RefSeq, a predicted model, not a curated record
GCCCUGAAGCGCCUCGCGAAGGCGUUCUACGUCGACGAGGCCAAGUGGCUCCAGGUCCUCGACGAGCGGGCCAUCCUCUACGAGCUGCGCCACCCCUUCGUCGUCGGCCAGCACGGCUCCUUCCAGGACGCGGCCCACCUCUACCUCGUCCUCGACUUCGUCGCGGGCGCGCGGCCCGCGCCGGACGGGAUCGAGCUCCGGCGCGGCGAGCUCUUCGGCUACCUCAAGGUCGUGGACCGCGUCCCCGAGGCCGCGGGCCGCUUCUACGCCGCCCAGUGCGUGCUGCUCUUCGCCUACCUCCACGACCGGGACGUCGUCUACCGCGACCUCAAGCCCGAGAAUUUGCUCCUCGACGACCGCGGCUACCUCAAGCUCAUCGACUUCUCCUUCGGCAAGCGCGUCGAGCGCGGGUCCAAGACCUACACGCUCUGCGGCACGCCCGAGCGCGGACCGCCGGCGCCGAAGCGACGGUUUUCGCGCGCGAGGUUUUGUCGUAGGUACCUCGCGCCCGAGGUCCUCCAGUCCACGGGCCACGGCCGCGGCGUCGACUGGUGGACGCUGGGCUGCCUCGUCUACGAGAUGCUCGUGGGGCAGCCGCCCUUCGAGAACGCGAACGGCGACGCGCUCGCGCUCUACACGCGGAUCCUCGACGACGACUGGGCCAUCCCGUUCCCGAAGGACGUGAGCCGCGCGGCCAAGUCGCUCGUCCGGCGCCUCUGCGAGCGCGAGAUCACGAAGCGCAUCGGCUGCGGCCGCCUCGGGAGCUACUCCGUGAAGAAGCACCGCUUCUUCUGGGCGCUGUCCUGGCGCGGCCUCCUCGACAAGCUCCCCGCGGCGCCCUACGUGCCCCGGCUCGCCGACGCCGACGACCUGUCCCACUUCUCCGGCGCGUGCAAGGACCCGCCCGCGGCGCCCGGCAAGGCCGCGUCCUGGCCCGAGGACCGCUUCGACGCCUGGGGCUAG